AUGAGGGACCCUCCAGCGGUCUCCAAACAGGUUACCGUGGCGCAACGCGUGACCGUCGUAGACCAGGACCCGCGCCACAGCCUCACGAUCAGCCUACACCUCGAGGAUGCUCCCUACCAGAGGGGAGGCGAGUCGAGCAGCUCGAGCACUUCUAGCCCCAGCCCCCGUCCAGCCCCUCCCUCCUUUACCUCCGCCACCUUGGCCGCCAGCUCUCCCAGUCCUCACUCGCGUACCAUUACACCUACCAACUCGCCUCGCUCGAGUGCCAUCACCCCAAUCAGCUCCCCUCAAACCUCGUGCACCAACCUCUCCUCGUCCGUCCUCUCAACCCAGAAUGCCUCGGGAAGCAGAACAGCCCCGUCUUAUCCUCCCAGACGUCCAAAAUCUGACUUUGGCAGUUGGUUUGGUUCCAACCCCAGUUCUUGUGCCUCGGGUUCAUCCGACUACCAGUCCUCGAUAAGCUGUGCCAGCCAGGAGAGCGCUCCGGCUGGGGUCUCACUUGACGAACAGCUCGCUGCGAAUUCGAUGGCUGACACUACCACGGCCGACUACCUCAGCGUCGACAGUACCACCUCUGAGAGUGGCUCGUCUGACAAUGCAACCUCCAACUGCGGUAGCGACAGAGGGCGCUCCCCUACCGAGACACGGGCACGCGAAGCAUACAUGAUGUACCUCAAUGCACUGAUCGAGGCGCGCCACUACCUCGCGGUGCUCGCUUUCGAGCGCUGCUCACGGGAGCUCCUUGCCUCUGAGCCGGUAUGGACGCGCCAUGUCCUCAAAGCUAUGGAGAAGGUUCGGAUUGCUCUUGUUGCGUACGAGACGAUGCAGUUUGAGCUCGAGUUGUUAGAUAUUUCUGUAUGA
Cutaneotrichosporon cavernicola is the source of this 861-nucleotide messenger RNA. RefSeq lists its product as uncharacterized. NCBI's taxonomy places the organism in Eukaryota, Fungi, Basidiomycota, Tremellomycetes, Trichosporonales, Trichosporonaceae. Bases 1 to 861 code for a protein of 286 amino acids. The record is from RefSeq and is a predicted model, not a curated record. The transcript is spliced from 2 exons.